AUGACUCUGUGUUGUGUUUAUGGUUGUUCGUCAUAUUCUGGUAAAAAUGUACAAUUUUUCUCUUUCCCAAGAAAAGAUAAACAUCAUGGUACAUUUAAAAAGUGGGUAUCUUUUUGUAAAAGAAAGAAUUUUGUACCUUCUUCAGGUACCAGAAUAUGUUCUAAACAUUUUAGAACUGAAGAUAUGAAUCAAUCUGAUUUGCUCCGAAAACAGUUGAUGCCAAAUGAAAAUAUUCGAAUACGUUUAAAUGUUGAUGCUGUUCCUACUGUACGUUUUGACGACGAGAAAAUUACGCCGAAAACUGUAAGAAGACAAUUACUGAGAACCAGUACACCAAAAAAAGUAAAACUACAACCAUCAACAUCAACUAAUAUUAUAUGUAUGAAUAAUUGUCAAGAACAAAAUAGUGAAGAGUAUCUGAUUAAUUCAAAUGUCGAAAAUAAGAACGAUAAAGGUAUACAGUGUGAUAUGGAUAAUGAAACAAAUACUGAUGCUACCGAAUCAUUCGAUUUUCCAUCUGAUAUUAGCUCUACAGAUGACGAAUCAGAAACAACUUAUGGAGAAGAUGAAGAGCAGCUCGAUUAUCUUAGCGCUAAAACACAUUCACUAGAAAAGGUAGAUAGUAAUGCAAGUUUUAUAGUUUUUUGGGAUUGUUUAUCUGAACUGUUUAUUCAUUGUCGUCAAUGUAGCAGUAAAAUAAUAUCAAAAACAUAUUUUACGCAAGGUGCUUUACUGUCUAUUACGACAGUCUGUAAUAAAGGUCAUAAAUUACAAUGGUCAUCGCAAAAAAAAAUAGGACGUCGUCCUCAAGGUAAUAUUUUAAUCGGUUCAGCACUUAUGUUAUCGGGUGUACUUUUUACCCAAAUGACGGCAUUUUGUCAGUCGCUUAACUUGUCUUUUUUUUCUCGGCCAGUUUAUGACAAUAUAAUAAAAUAUUAUACGGGCCGGGUUAUUUGCGAAGUUUGGGAUGACCAUCGAAAAAAAAACUUAGAAUUACUAAAAAAUUCUGAUAUUUGGUUAUCGGGUGAUGGACAGUUUGAUUCGCCUGGAUUUUGCGCAAAAUAUUGUACAUAUUCAAUUAUGGAUCUACACACCAGUAAAAUAAUUGAUUUUAAGCUCGUACAAAAAGGUAUGUUUCAAGGUGAUCUCGAAAGAAAAGCGUGUGAAUUAUUAUUAGAAAAUUUAACUAAAGAAGAAAAUAUGAAAAUAAAAUUAUUUUUAUCCGAUAGGCAUAAAGGUAUACGGUAUUAUUUACGAACACAGCACCCUGAGAUUGAACAUGAGUUUGAUAUAUGGCACUUAACAAAAAGUUUAAUGAAGAGAUUAAAAACAUUAGAAAAGAAACAUCCAGAUGUUUUUCUAUGGAAAUCUAGUAUUAACAACCAUUUAUGGUGGUCGGCGCAAACUUGCCAAGGAAAUGGUAAAAUAUUGGUUGAAAAAUUUUUAUCAGUUUUACAUCAUAUUAGUAAUGAACACGAAUGGGAAACGAGUGGUGAAAUAAAACGAUGUGAACAUGAGUCAAUAUCAGAAAAAGAAUCAAAUGAAAAAUUAUGGAUUAACCCUCUGAGUGAAUCAUUUUUUGCGUUAAAAAAAAUUUUAACAGCGAAAGAUUUUAUAAAAGAUUUGGAACAGGCAAAACAUUUUGUUCAUACGGGUCGGUUAGAAUCUUACCACAAUGUACGACUAAAAUAUAUGCCGAAGCGCAUACAUUUAAAAUAUAAUGGUAUGUAUUUACGUUCCAUUUUAGCAAUACUAGAUCAUAAUUAUAACACAGGUAAAAACAUAAUUGGUGAUAAAAUGGUUUUUUCGAAAUCUCUUCGAAAAUACACAAUAAAAAAUACUUACGAACGAUCAAAGAUGGAUUGGCGGAAACAAAUUAUGAAUAAGAUUGAAGAAUUGUCAAAAGAAAAUAUCUUAGAACCUAUGAAUAUCUCUGAAAAUGUAUCUGUUCCACAAAAUAUCGUUCUUUUACCGAAACCAGAUUUAGUCGAAAUGCGUGAAAAAAAAUAUUCAAGAUUUUCUAAUAAAUAA
Macrosiphum euphorbiae (potato aphid) is the source of this 2031-nucleotide messenger RNA. NCBI's taxonomy places the organism in Eukaryota, Metazoa, Arthropoda, Insecta, Hemiptera, Aphididae. The record is from the annotation of a GenBank genome assembly.